CUCGGCGCCCUUUCCCUCCGCCGAGAGGCCGGCGUGUGGGGUCGAGUGGCCUGAGCGCAGGGCGCGGAGUGCUCCAGGCGGCGAGGACGACGGCGUUGGUCGCGUCUGUAAGGACGGCCUCAGCAAGCGGGGAAGAUGAAAGGUAGCCGGAUCGAAUUGGGGGAUGUGACACCACACAAUAUUAAACAGUUGAAGAGAUUGAACCAGGUCAUCUUUCCAGUCAGCUAUAAUGAUAAAUUCUACAAGGAUGUGCUAGAGGUUGGCGAGCUAGCAAAACUUGCAUAUUUCAAUGAUAUAGCUGUAGGUGCGGUGUGCUGCAGGGUGGAUCAUUCACAGAAUCAAAAGAGGCUUUACAUCAUGACACUAGGAUGCCUCGCGCCUUACCGAAGACUAGGAAUAGGAACUAAAAUGCUAAAUCAUGUCCUAAACAUCUGUGAGAAAGAUGGCACUUUUGACAACAUCUAUCUGCAUGUCCAGAUCAGCAAUGAGUCAGCGAUUGACUUCUACAGGAAGUUUGGCUUUGAGAUUAUUGAGACAAAGAAGAACUACUAUAAGAGGAUAGAACCUGCAGAUGCUCAUGUGCUUCAGAAAAACCUCAAAGUCCCAUCUGGUCAGAAUGCAGAGACACAAAAGACAGACAACUGAACAAAUUACAAAUGAACUUUCUUGCACUUGCUUGUCGCCAAAUAAAGAAAGACCCAUUGAUUUCCCCUCCCCCUUUUCUUUAGCUUUCCUCCCUUGUUAUUCUUCCUUUCUCUCCUCUUAAAGUUUUUAAUACUUUCAAGAACUCUUAAAAAUGAUCAUGUUUGGAUUGUUUUAGUUCUCUUAUUUUUGUGAGGUGGUUAGGUUGAAGGCAGGAGAAGAUAGGUCUGUAUACUUUCACAGUUAAGAUGUCCCCAAAAUUGGGAGUCAGAUGAUUUCAAUUUUUAGCUAUUUUUUUUUAACAUCCUGCUUUCACAUUGAAGGGCAGAGCCUACAAUAUUGUUUAUUUCAAAAGACAAAAAGAAGCAGCAGCAAUAUCUUGUUCUCUAAUUCAUAGACAAGCUUAGUGUAUUUGUGGUACUUUGAGUUUUAAAGACUAUCUGGGAUGCUAAUCCCUGACAUUGCCUUCACUCUACCUUUCGUCCUUCAAGCACUCUCAGGAGUUGGACCAUUGUUAUCCUUGUGAGAAAAUACUAAGCUUAUUUAGGUUUAAAAGCAGUUUUUCUCUCUAUUUGCUGAUUGGUGGGGCAGUUUGUGUAGGUAGUACUAGACUUUGAUCAAAGUAUUUCAGUUAAACUGCUACUUAGCUGAUGAGUGGGUUGCUUGUUCUUUGUUUUGUUUUGGUUUUUUUACUUUUUCCUUCCUUCCUGCUGUUAAUCUUGUUACUAGAGGCAUUAACUUGUAGAGUAUGGGCUGGUGAAAUGAACUGUUUUAAUAUCCCAGCUAGAAAUAUGGCCUUUAACUGACCUAAAGAAAAUUGUUAUAACUGGUUUUCUUCUCUUGUUUUUCAGUAAGCCCAAUAAUAGUGUAACCUUAUAAAUGGAGUUAUGUCCUUAUAAGCCAAUACCCCUAAAUAAACCUGAAGCAAGUGUUUUCUCUUGGACAUACAAAAUUACAUAAAAAGUUUAGAUGGACUUGUAACACUUUAAGUGUAUUUAAUAUCAACUAAUACAGAUUGCUAAGUGUGACCAUUGAGCAUUGAUAAUAUAUGAAAGAAUUCCUAGACAGUAUUUUUGAAAAUAACAUUGUUAUGCUAUUGCUUAUCUGUUGAAGAACAUCCCAAAUUUGCUUACACUCUGUGCCUAUAAUGUUGAGUUUAAAGAUUUGGAAUAAGAGGAAUCAAGACAAAUUCCUUCUAUUCUUGAAACAAUAGAAGUAUAAAGUGUUAAUACAAAUAUCACUGUGACCUCCAACUGACAGGUUUGGUUAAGUCCAGAUCAUUUUCAGGCACAUUGAGAGUGGCUCUGAUGGGUUGAGAAUUGUAAUGUGGAGACUUUUCCUCAUCUCAAAGAUACAUGGCAUUUCUUAGAUUAUCAAUAGUCAUCAGUGGCUCAAGAAAUGGUCUCAUUAGACUUUAGAACAGUGUAGAGUGUAUGUUUCCUUUCAUUUAACUUUAAAAGGAAGUUUAAUACUUCCUCUUAGGAAAAUUAUGGUAAGGAAGUCUUGUUUCCAAUUAGGUUAAAUCGUAAAAUUAUCUCACAAGAUGCUUAUGCACACUUUAUAACACUUUUUUAAGUUUUUAUUUGAGAAUGUGAAAGUACAUAAAGUGGACUUCAGUAGUCUUGAGUGCCAAGAAAAAUACGGGGUGUGGUGGAUGGAUGGAUGGAUGGAUGGAUGGAUGGAUGGAUGGAUGGAUGGAUGGAUGGAUGGAUAGGGUAAUGAAAUUGUAGAAGUACCACGCUUGUUUCUUGGGUAUUGAUUUCCUAGACAGUCCAAAUCUAAUCCCAGAAAAAAAGUUUAGUGUUAAGCACCUUUACUUUCAUGGAUAAGCUUCAGCUUGCUCUUGCCAAGAGAAGAGGGCAUAAAUGAUAGAGAGCAUAAUUAGUUUGAAGAAGUCAACCAUUUUGUAAACUUCCAGAUAGCAAAAUAGAUUUUGAUAUAUAAAAGAGUUUUCUGAGAUGACACUGCCUCUAUUUCUAUAACCAUUUCACUUGGACUAUCUGAGUAGUCCUAUGAAUGUAUCCCUAAAUGUGGUUAUUGAAUACCGAAUAGCUGCCUCACAACAAUUAAGUACAUGUUAUUUAAAGAGGAGGAACAAAUAAUAAAGUUUGAAUUGAGUGUGUAGGCUCCCUAUUAUUGUUUCUUUUUCCACUCUAGUCAGUGAUUUAACCUAAAUUUUAAAUGUAUGUAUAGGGUCAAUUGUCCUGUAUCCAAGUUGCAUUACAUAAUUCCAUCCACUUACAUAAGGGGAAGAUGUGGAAGAAUAGAAACUGGGACUAGUCCAUAUGCCUGUGAGUCGGGAAAUACUAAAGUAACACCCCAUGUUGACUUUGUGGUUUUUGGUUUGGGUUUAUUUGUUUUGGGGUUUUUUUUCUUUGUUUUUAAUAUGUGCUAAUAAUUUUUGAGGUAAAAUAGUAAUUCUGUUAACUGGAAGAUUAAAGGCUAUCUCCAUCAUUUUUUUUAUGACAGAUUGUUUUUACUGUAGGGUAAAUAGGUUAAAAUUAUUCUGUAUGCUAUUUGAAUUUAGGUUCUAAAGUAAAGACACUGUAGAGAAAUCUAUGCAAUAUAUAAUUUGUCAAGAUUAAUUUUCAUCUGGGGAAAGGAGUUCCUAAGUGUCUCCAAAGCAGGUCACUCAUUAAUUGAAAGUCCUCCAAAAAGAGAACUAUUGGGAAGCAUGGUGUGUGGUGGUGGAACUGAAAACCUCCCUCAGUUUUUGGAGGGGAUAUCUUUAAAGAUACUUAAGUGGCUACGUUUACUUGGUGCAGUUAAGAAUUAAACUUGUCAAUUUUACCGUUACUGUUACAUCUGAAAUAAACUUAUGUGAUGUUCUGGUA
This is a messenger RNA of Chionomys nivalis (European snow vole), 3476 nucleotides long. It is a transcript of the gene Naa50, whose product is annotated as N-alpha-acetyltransferase 50, NatE catalytic subunit. Gene Ontology annotation, cellular component: NatA complex. The coding region runs from base 136 to 645 and encodes 169 amino acids. Lineage: Eukaryota; Metazoa; Chordata; Mammalia; Rodentia; Cricetidae. The transcript has 5 exons. The record is from RefSeq and is a predicted model, not a curated record. Gene Ontology annotation, biological process: mitotic sister chromatid cohesion. Gene Ontology annotation, molecular function: acyltransferase activity, transferring groups other than amino-acyl groups.